CAUAAAUGUUUUUAACUUUCAUAGAAUUUUCUACAUAAAAGUAAUGACUAAUAUGUGACGAUGGAAGUUCCUCCUAAUGAAACACCCGAACCAGUGAAAUCCUUGUUUGAUUCAGUUACAGGACUGUUAGCAGCAUAUGGAUGGUCAAUUUUGUUUUUCCUUGUUAUUGCAAAUUUGCUUUGGAGUCAUUUCUAUCCAAAAUAUAAAAAAUGGAGAGAGAAAGUAGAGGAUCAGGAAAAAGAAGCUGAGUAUGAGCAAAAUCCUGAUCUCAUAAUAUCAAGACAAGAAGCCUUAGCCUUGGCUCGUCAAAGGCUUCAAGAGCAACAUGAUAGAUUAGCUCGAGAAUAUGCGGAGAAGAUGAAAGAGAAAGAAGAGAAGAAAAGGAAAGAGAAAAUUGAAGCAUAUGAGAGAAUGAUGCAGGGCAAAUCCAAAUCUGUCCAGCCUCAAACUCUAAGGGGAAGCGAUUAUAAUCCACUAACAGGUUCUGGUGGUGGCAGUUGCAGUUACAGACCUGCUCGACAGAGAGGUGGUGGUGGAGGAGGAUGAGGUUAAAGAUACAUGUAACUGUAAUCCAUCCCUCUUAUUCUUGAAGUGAAGUGGAUUCCCUUUGGGAUGGAUUUAUGUUACAUGUCAGAUUACAUUUUCAGCUGCAAUUAGUUUUUCUUCCACCUAUGUGUAAAGUUAUGGAUAUUAAGCAAUACUUAUUCUUUAAAACUGAAAUAUCUGUUAAUAUUGUUGGGAGAAAAACAUUAUGAAACGUUUAGUCUAAAUGGUUUUACCAAGACUAAUAGUGGAUGAAUAGCAGUUGAGAUGUGCCAUAUUGCUUCUGAAGGAAGUAUCUGUAAAAGAAAUUGUUAAUAAAUGUAUAAAAAGCAA
This is a messenger RNA of Stegodyphus dumicola, 876 nucleotides long. RefSeq names its product selenoprotein S-like. Gene Ontology annotation, biological process: retrograde protein transport, ER to cytosol; endoplasmic reticulum unfolded protein response. NCBI's taxonomy places the organism in Eukaryota, Metazoa, Arthropoda, Arachnida, Araneae, Eresidae. The record is from RefSeq and is a predicted model, not a curated record. Gene Ontology annotation, cellular component: endoplasmic reticulum membrane; Derlin-1 retrotranslocation complex; Derlin-1-VIMP complex.